GUUGAAGCAGCGACUCACUUGCCCUGAGGGCCACGCUUCUUAUGACGUCGCUCGUAUGUGCAAUUCAGAUCGCUAAUAGUACAGCAUCGACAUGGUUGGCUGCCAGAGCACUGAGAAUGGUUUCAACAACGUGAAAGACAACCCGGUCAAACCUUUGUCCGCCGAAUGUAACAAGCAUCACAGGCUUUUGUCAUGAUGCACAACAGCUGUUUGACACUUUCACGCAAGCUGGCUGCUCAUCCUGAGAAAGCCAUAGGGGACCGCUGCAGCUGAAAGUCGAAGAGGAUCAUCGCGAACCUCGGCAGAUGCAAAGAACAGCGUUACAAUUUUGAUGCACGUUUCCCCAAGUCCGAAGAUCCGCCGGUUCUCGCCCGGUUGCUCGGGGUUACCAUGGUUAAAUCAAGGUCGAUCCUUGGACUAAAGCUGGUCUUCUGGUAGCAUCUGCAAUGUGAUUUGCAUCAAAUGCAAGUUCGAAUCAUCGAACCAACUUCCGACUGUACUUCUGAACCAUACAAAGCUGUCCAAUUUGUAACUUCGGUCCCCAUUUGCUCUUUUCAAACAAUCACAAUGGCCAUCUGUACAGCCCUGCGCGUACCUGAGCCUGCAGUGAAGGGUGUGAGAGGCUCACGACAUUCAGAUGACAUGGAUCUGAAGGCCGCCAGUGCUCAGACGAGCACUAGGAAGCGGCCAGAGGUCUAUCCCAACACUGAUCGGCCGAAUGUGGCGCAGAUUAGACAAUACUUCAAGACAGCUCACGAGGAUGAUGAUACCAUAUUCGUUUCGGCUCACCGCGGAUUCACUGAGAGGGGAGUGGUGGAGAAUACAUUUCCCGCCAUCCUCAAAGCUGCAGGUAUGGGGGCCAUGUCCGUCGAAAUCGACAUCCGCCUCACUGCAGAUGGAGUUCCAGUCUGUCUUCACGAUGAUGGUCUGGGACGAGUGACCAACAUCGGAGAGGUCCAUGGCCGGAAAGACAUUUAUGACCCGCUUACAGGCCAGGGCUACAAUCCCCUCGCUUCCUCCAUACCUUGGCAUGGAGCAGCAGAGCAUCUGAGACUUAAGGAUCACCUAGGUGAUCUGACUUCUGUCCCAAUCAUGACACUGGAGUCAAUGGUGAGAGACAUCAUCGACUCAGGUAUUCAGGUCAUGGUCCUGCUUGACAUAAAAUUAAAAGACGUGAUGGAACCAGCAUACGAGGUGAUCAGACGCUUCGUUGACAGAAAUGGGCAGUCUGCACUUGCUUGGUGCAUAUUCAAGCCAGACAUCACAUUCUGCCCUACUCCUCAAAGCCUCCGUGAAGAGCAGUGGCUUGGGCGGGCUGCCGCCCGUGGUGACGUGAUCACGUGGAUACCAGUCUUUGAUAUCGCAUCACCAGUGCCUGCGGGCCUACAGAUGCUUGAUCUAGUCAAACUCUGGGCAGCCGAACCCAAUACUUUAGCUCUCGAACUGGGAUUACGCCACAAAGGCGGCCCGCUCCAAGAGGUGGUCGAUUGGGCAAUAGAAGGGGGUACAGAUCUUAGACUAGGAUUCUAUGGGGCUUUUGGCGAUGAGUGGCUAGAGAAGGAUCCUCGCUGUCCCGAGAGUUCCGCUCCUUUGGUGGUUUGGGAAGAUCAUCCACCGACCAGCUUUGACGGCAUCUUGCAAUCCAAGGGGAUUAGUGGAGGCGACCGAAGGGGAGAUCUUGAACUGUUCUGGGGUCUAGGCUUUUCUUGGAUCAUCUCGGAUCACGUCAAACAAUCUGCCAAGUUGGUUGUAGAGCAGUCUAGGCUGGGGGACCGUAUCGCACUAUAACACGCACACAGUGGAGGAGAUUCCGAGACAAAAUUCAGUAGGGGAGUCUGAUCAUGCGUUUAGAGUACA
Molecule: messenger RNA, 1857 nt
Organism: Kockovaella imperatae
Lineage: Eukaryota; Fungi; Basidiomycota; Tremellomycetes; Tremellales; Cuniculitremaceae
Product: PLC-like phosphodiesterase
Exons: 13
Coding region: 463-1788 (441 amino acids)
Biological process (GO): lipid metabolic process
Molecular function (GO): phosphoric diester hydrolase activity
Source: RefSeq, a predicted model, not a curated record